AUUAUUAGUGUGGAAAUUGUUAGUUUUUGUUUAGACAUAAAAGUGGGGAUGAUGAUUAGUAACAUGGAGUGAAGGGAGGUGGAAAAAAGUCGUGGCACAUCUCCAGAAAAAAAAGGAGACUCAGUGGACAAACAACUGGUGUAGGGCCGUUAUCAACGUUAGUUCCCAGUGAAGAAGAGUAGAUUUUUCUUGUUUCAUGGAACGUUUUGUUGAAUCGUGAUAGUCUCAAUUGUGUUUGAAAAAUGUUCAGCUGGCUGAAAGGGGACGAUAGCAAAUCGGCCGAGCUAUACAACUCGGUUAUAGACGGCCUUAAGAAGAUCUACAAGACGAAGCUUUUGCAACUGGAGCUAGCGUAUCAGUUUCACGAUUUCCACUCGCCCCAGCUAGACGAUGCCGAUUUCGACGCUAAACCGAUGAUACUACUCGUCGGCCAGUAUUCUACAGGGAAGACGACCUUCAUCAAGUACCUUCUGGAAAGGGAUUUCCCUGGUAUAAGGAUAGGCCCGGAGCCGACUACCGACAGGUUCAUAGCUGUCAUGUACGACGAGAAGGAUGGUAUCAUACCCGGCAAUGCCCUGGUCGUCGACCCUAAAAAGCAGUUCAGACCUCUGAGCAAAUACGGCAACGCUUUUUUGAACAGGUUUCAAUGUUCUAUGGUCAAUUCACCCGUGCUGAAAGGCAUAUCGAUCGUCGACACCCCAGGGAUUCUAUCGGGGGAGAAGCAGAGGGUCGACAGGGGCUACAACUUCACGGGCGUUCUCGAAUGGUUUGCGGAACGAGUCGACAGGAUAAUACUUCUGUUCGACGCGCACAAGCUGGACAUAUCGGAUGAGUUCCGCCGGUCUAUAGAAGCCCUUAGAGGGCACGACGACAAGAUAAGGAUAGUUUUGAACAAAGCUGAUAUGAUAGAUCACCAACAGCUCAUGCGAGUCUACGGAGCAUUGAUGUGGUCGCUUGGAAAGGUCUUGCAGACUCCUGAAGUCGCACGGGUCUACAUAGGCUCAUUUUGGGACCAACCCUUGAGAUUUGACACCAAUAGAAGAUUGUUUGAGGAUGAAGAACAAGAUCUGUUUAAGGAUUUGCAAUCACUUCCAAGAAAUGCGACAUUAAGGAAAUUAAAUGAUUUAAUCAAGAGAGCUAGGCUAGCAAAGGUACAUGCCUAUAUAAUUAGUUCUUUGAAGAAAGAGAUGCCUUCAAUGUUUGGAAAAGACUCUAGGAAGAAAGAGCUUAUAAAAAACCUGGGUAAUAUUUAUGAGCAAAUACAAAGGGAAUAUCAUAUAUCACCUGGAGACUUUCCAGAAAUCAAGACUAUGCAAGAAAACUUAGCAAAUCACGAUUUUAGCAAGUUCAACCAGUUAAAGCCUCACUUACUUGCAGUGGUAGAUAAAAUGUUGUCCGAUGAUAUUUCUAAUUUGAUGUCACAAAUACCACAGGAAGAGACUCUCCAGGCGCCUAAUAAUUUAUCAGGAACAUCAAACGAUGGGAUGGUAAACUCUGGUCUCAAUGGCACUCAUGGAAAUUCACUUUCUGACAUAAAAUUCGGUGGCGCGUUUGUUGGAGUGGAAGAUAGCAUUAGUCCUUUUGGGUAUAAACGGGGAGAAGGCAUUGAUGCAGGACAUGGUGAGCCUGAGUGGGUUGUCAACAAGGUCAGAUACAAAUUUGAAAACAUUUUCGAAUCUCUUGCACCCAUCAACGGUAAACUUUCAGGAGAAGCUGCUAAAAAAGAAAUGAUGAAGUCAAAAUUGCCCAAUCCCGUUCUUGGGAAAAUCUGGAAAUUGUCGGAUGUUGACAAAGAUGGGUUUCUCGACUGUGAUGAGUUUUGCCUAGCAAUGCAUUUAAUAAAUGUUAAAUUAGAUGGACAUGAUUUACCAGCUCAACUGCCUGACCAUCUAAUUCCUCCUUCAAAAAGAAAAGAGGAUUGACUGAAUAAAGGGCAAGAGCAUGUCUUGCCUCUUUUUCUUUCAAUUAGUCAUUAUUGUAUUUAUUUUAUGUAUAUACAAUAAAACUUGCUUAUGCAAUUCCUCCUUAUAAACAAAAGAUUCCACAAUAAAUCCAUUUUCUAAAUAUUUAAAUAUAAAGAAAAAUAAUAUACAAAUUGCUUUUUUAUUUUCAUAUUAUUGAAUAAUUUGUGGUAAUGUACUUCCUGCAAUAUUAGUUAUCUUCAUUUUAUAGGAAUGUUUAUUUGUAAAUUAUUGUCUUUUAGUAAUUAGCAUGCUUUUGAAUUCAAGGCUGGAUAAUUAAAAAGAAAUAUCACCUGUAUAUUGAAUAUGAUAUUACAAAACAAAGCGCACUCACAAAUAUGAUAUUUUGAAAGAUAAAAACACCUGUCAAUUAUUUUGGAAAAACCAACAAAAAUAAAACAAAUAAGGUAAGAGAAAAAA
Cimex lectularius (bed bug) is the source of this 2381-nucleotide messenger RNA. RefSeq names its product EH domain-containing protein 3 (gene Past1). The transcript has 7 exons. Gene Ontology annotation, molecular function: GTP binding; protein binding; calcium ion binding. Bases 243 to 1922 code for a protein of 559 amino acids. Gene Ontology annotation, biological process: endosomal transport; endocytosis. Gene Ontology annotation, cellular component: cytoplasm; plasma membrane. NCBI's taxonomy places the organism in Eukaryota, Metazoa, Arthropoda, Insecta, Hemiptera, Cimicidae. The record is from RefSeq and is a predicted model, not a curated record.